Messenger RNA from Carlito syrichta (Philippine tarsier), 2830 nucleotides. RefSeq names its product PTEN induced putative kinase 1 (gene PINK1). Gene Ontology annotation, cellular component: mitochondrion. Lineage: Eukaryota; Metazoa; Chordata; Mammalia; Primates; Tarsiidae. Gene Ontology annotation, molecular function: ATP binding; protein serine/threonine kinase activity. The transcript is spliced from 8 exons. The record is from RefSeq and is a predicted model, not a curated record. Bases 1 to 1557 code for a protein of 518 amino acids. Gene Ontology annotation, biological process: positive regulation of mitochondrial fission; protein phosphorylation; autophagy of mitochondrion.
AUGUUCACUCUCAGGACCUGCCUGAAGGCGCAACCUUCCACCCGAGUCCAAGGUGCAAAAGAACAAGAAGCUACACGCGGCGCGGAUGCGCUCACAGCGCCCUCGCGUGCAGAGCUGGGGAACCCGCACGGGCGUCGGCCCCGCCCCCCCAGCGCCCGCGCCUGCGCAGAGGCGACGCCCCCGAAGUUUCGCUGUUGUGACCGAGCAAUCUUUAGCCAGAAAAACAAGCAGGUGCCUGACCCGUUGGACACGAGACGCUGGCAGGGCUUCCGGCUGGAGGAGUAUCUGAUAGGGCAGUCCAUUGGCAAGGGCUGCAGCGCUGCUGUGUAUGAGGCCACCACGCCCACCCUGCCCCAGAACCUGGAGGUGGCAAAGAGCAUCGGGCUUCUUCCAGAGAGAAGCCCAGACACCAUUCCACGGGAAGAGGAGUGUGUACCAGGUGCCCCAGCCUACCCCUUAGCCAUCAAGAUGAUGUGGAACAUCUCGGCGGGCUCUUCCAGUGAAGCCAUCUUGAGUAGAAUGAGCCAGGAGCUCGUCCCAGCUAGCCAAGUGGCCCUAGCCGGGGAGUAUGGAGCAGUCACUUGCAGAAAAUCCAAGGGCGGUCCCAAGCAACUAGCCCCUCACCCCAACAUCAUCCGGGUUUUCCGUGCCUUCACCUCAUCUGUGCCACUGCUGCCAGGGGCCCUGGUCGACUACCCUGAUGUGUUGCCCCCACGUCUCCACCCUGAAGGCCUGGGUCAUGGCCGGACGCUGUUCCUCGUUAUGAAGAACUAUCCCUGCACCCUGCGCCAGUACUUGCACAUGAACACACCCAGUCCCCGCCUGGCCACCAUGAUGGUCCUGCAGUUACUAGAAGGUGUGGACCAUCUGGUUCAACAGGGCAUCGCACACAGAGACUUGAAAUCUGACAACAUCCUUGUGGAGCUGGAUGCAGAUGGCUGCCCCUGGCUGGUGAUCACAGAUUUCGGCUGCUGCCUGGCUGAUGAGCGCAUUGGCCUGCAGUUGCCUUUUACCAGCUGGUACGUGGAUCUGGGCGGAAACAGCUGCCUGAUGGCUCCUGAGGUGUCCACAGCCCGUCCUGGCCCCAGGGCAGUGAUUGACUACAGCAAGGCUGAUGCCUGGGCCGUGGGAGCAAUCGCCUACGAAAUCUUUGGGCUCACCAAUCCCUUUUACGGCCAGGGCAAGGCCCACCUUGAAAGCCGCAGCUACCAAGAGGCUCAGCUCCCUGCACUGCCUGAGUCGGUGCCUCUAGACACGAGACAGCUGGUGAGGUCACUGCUCCAGCGAGAGGCUGGCAAGAGACCAUCCGCUCGUGUAGCUGCAAAUGUGCUUCAUCUGAGCCUCUGGGGUGAACACAUCCUAGCCCUGAAGAAUCUGAAGUUAGACAAGAUGACUGGCUGGCUCCUCCAACAUUCGGCUGUCACUCUGUUGGCCGACAGGCUCACAGAGAAGAGUUGUGUGGAGACGAAAAUGAAGAUGCUCUUUCUGGCUAACCUGGAGUGUGAAGCGCUUUGCCAGGCUGCCCUCCUCCUUGGCUCAUGGAGGGCAGCCCCAUGAUGGCUGUGCAUGGGGCUGGUGAAUUACUAAAAGAACAUAGCAGCAUUUGUGUUGUGAUAAUCUGUGAAUGUUGAGGGGGGUGUCGUAGGUGUGAGAGGUGGGGGCCAGGAGGCAAGAUGGCACAGAGAGGGCUGGUCAGCCAGAGAAGGCUUCAGGCUGGCAGGUGGAAGAACUUGAGUCAGAGUUCACGGUCUGCAGUUACUAACUUUAGCUGUGAGAUUUGGGAAGACUCCUAUCACCUGUGUGGACUUGAGUUCUCUUACCUGUAAAAUGCAGAACUUGGUCUAAGUCAGGAGCUGGCCAACUUCUGUAGAGGACCAGGUAGUAGAUACUUUGAAGUUGUCACAACUACUCAACUCUGUCACGGCACAAAAGCAGCCUUAAAUCUGUAUACAAACAAGCACGGCUGUGUUCCAGCAGAGCUUUAUUUAUGGACACUGAAAUGCUAUUUACGUGUGGCACUAAAUAGAUUUUUACUGUUUUUUUUUAACUAUUUAAAAAUGCAAAAAACAUUUUUGGCUUGCAGGCCAUCCAAAGACAAGUGGCAGGCCAGAUUGGCCCAUGGGCCAGUUUGCCAAUCCUUGGUCUAGAUAAAUUCAAAGGCCUAAGUCUAAAAAAAAUGCUGACUGAUCACUAGGUCCAUUUGUGUAUCAGUGCUAAAAAUAAUGUGAUAAGAUUAUCCCUUUGUACAAAUCCAAAGGAACACAUUCUCUGAGCAGGCAAGAAGGUAACUCAGGUGUGACUGCUGACCAGAAAGCGCCAUCUUAAACCCUGGUCCUGCCCUUACAGACCUCUGAAAAGGGAAUGGCCAACCUGAGAUGUCAGAAGAGGCUAGGCUUAGGAGGGUUAGAUCUGUGUCCACACUGUAGAGAAGCCAGGCCAAGACAGUGGUUGUUGGUGACAGAAUUUGGCUGUGACUUGAACAUUGUUUGAAAGAGGCAGCACUGUACUAGUUUGUAUGUGUUACCUGGGCUAAGGCAGCCAUGUGCACGGGCCAACAUACUCGGGUAUCAGAGGGAAACAGCCAAGUGUGGCCCUGUGGUGGGGAGCCUCUGCACUUGUGGUUAGGCAUUCUGGACCAGUUGAGUGUCUUUGGAAAGUAUUUCUUGCAGGUAGUGAGUUAAUCUAGCAUGGCUAAAGUGCAUGAUGAGAUGGAAAUUAAUAGUGUGGUGAUAUAUACUCACAGACUCCCCUGUUGACUAGCUAUUCUAACAGGAAUUGAGAAAUAUUAAAUGUAGAAUAUUAAAUUAAAUACAACUGCAAAAUACACAUA